UUCCACUCACACCAGGGACGGAGAGAGAAGGAAAAGAAGGAACAGAAGAAAGGAGCAGGCCAAGAGCGAAAAGCGAAGAGCGAAGGAAAGCUGUUGGGAACUGGGAUAGGGAGGAUUGUCAUCAUUCCUGACAUUCGUUUUCGCGACCAAAAAUCGCCCAACGUUCCACGCCAAGGUCGUUAUUCAUGUGGGUGGCUGGAUCAUCGGCUCUGGGCGUGUUUCGACCAGUCCAAUCCUAGUUGAUUUGCCAUUUAGUAAUUGGGGUGUGGACCGGGCCAAGAAGCAUGGCCAAAACCGAGGAGUGUGUGCAAGUCAUUGUGCGUUGUCGACCUCUGAACCAAAAAGAGACCGAGCAAUGCCACGAACAAUGCGUGCGUUUGCUCACCCAAGAAGGCGUGGUCGAGAUUCGCCACCCCAAAAUUGGACCCACGGACCCGCCCAAGACAUUCACCUUCGACGCGGUGUACGAUUGCAACUCCAAGCAAGCCGAUAUCUAUGAGGAGAGUUUCGCCAAUCUGGUGGAUUGUGUCUUGAAUGGCUUCAACGGCACGAUUUUCGCCUAUGGGCAAACGGGUACGGGCAAGACAUUCACCAUGGAAGGUAUUCGGGGUGAUGCGGAUCUUCGCGGCGUCAUUCCCCGUUCAUUCGAGCACAUUUUCACGCACAUUUCGGCAUCAUCCGACGAACAGUACUUGGUGAGGGCUUCGUACUUGGAGAUUUAUCAAGAAGAAAUUCGCGACUUACUCUCCAAGGACCAAUCACAGCGUCUGGAGCUCAAAGAGCGUCCAGAUACCGGGAUCUACGUCAAGGAUCUCUCCUCGUUUGUGUGCAAGGGUCAGUCUGAAAUCGAGCACGUCAUGAACGUGGGUAAUCAGAAUCGGAAAGUGGGGCCCACCAACAUGAAUGAGCACUCAUCCCGCUCUCACGCCAUUUUCAUCAUCACGGUCGAAUGUUCUAAGCCCAACGAGAAGACCGGCAAGCCCAACAUCAGAGCGGGCAAGUUGAACCUGGUCGAUUUGGCCGGAUCAGAACGCCAGGCUAAAACUGGGGCUACAGGCGAGCGACUCAAGGAGGCGACCAAAAUCAAUCUGUCCUUGUCCGCCUUGGGCAAUGUCAUCUCGGCCUUGGUCGAUGGCAAAAGUACGCAUGUACCCUAUCGGGAUUCGAAAUUGACCCGAUUGCUCCAAGACUCGUUGGGGGGCAAUGCCAAGACGGUGAUGGUCGCCAACAUUGGUCCGGCGGGCUACAACUAUGAGGAAAGUUUGACCACCUUGCGGUACUCCAAUCGUGCCAAGAACAUCAAGAACAAGCCCAGGGUCAAUGAAGAUCCCAAAGACGCCCUUUUGAGAGAGUUCCAGGACGAAAUCGCGCGUCUGAAAGCCAAGUUGGGCAACAAAUCUGAGCGUGAUGGCAGCGGUGGAAAGCGUCGCAAGCGGCAUAAAAGCAAGAAAUCCGAGCCCGAUGAUACCAUGGAAACAUCAAGUCUCAGCGGUGGCUCGUCCAUCUCUUCCCCGGAGCCUCCCGUACUCGGCGAGGAUUUAGACCUGCAACAAAAGUUGGUGGAUGAGCGGGAUCUGUUGGAGACCGACACGUCUCUCUUGACCACGGAGAAGGAACGAUUGAUGUGCGAGUUAAAGGCCAAGGAAGCGGCCUUGAGCAAGGAAAGGCAGGAACAAGAGCAGAUGAAGGCCAAGAUCCGGGCCAUGGAGUCGAAAUUGCUCACCGGAACGGGUGUGGGUGGAAACAUGGUGGAGCACACCAAUGAACAGAAAAAGAUCUUGGAGAAGAGGCGUGUCGAUAUCGCCGAGAGACGUCGAGCGGAAAGAGAAGCGGCUCAGCUCUUGGAGGAACGUGAGGAGCAAGGUAUGGAGCUCGAAAAAACCUAUACCUCGCUGCAGCAAGAAGUGGACAUGAAGACGAAGAAGUUGAAGAAACUCUUUGCCAAGCUUCAAUCCACCAAACAAGAUAUCUUGGAUGUGACUGACGAAUACAACCGUGAUCGACGAGACUUAGAGGACACUCAGAAGGAGCUCUUGAAGGAGCUGAAGUUGAAAUACCUCAUGAUCGAAAACUUCAUCCCUCCCACUGACAAAAGCAAGAUCCUAAGCCGUGCUCAAUACGAUGACGAUGAGGAUGGAUGGUUCCUAUCUACCCCGGGUCAAACUGCGGCUAAUACGAUUGCCAAAAGGCCAGUCUCUGCGGCUGGUUCUCGCCGUCCAAUGUCAGAAUAUGCGCGGUUAGCUAGUAGUAAUUUGAACUCGAUGAAUGGAAGCCGUUUCCGUGGCGAGAAUGUGAUGCGGCUUAGCCUUGAUCACUCGGGACGGACCACGCGCGACUAUGAGGGCCCUGCCGUGGCUCCACGCGUUCAAGCCGCAUUGGAUGCGGCCAUGCAGAAUAUUGAGCCCGACAUUGAUAUCGAUGUGAUGGCCUUGAGCAGUAAUAGUCAUGUGAAGGGCAUGCGUCAUGCCCUAAAGAAAGGCCACAAUAGCGCCGCCCAAAGUAGCCGCAGGUCAGAAAUCAAAGAAAAUCAACCCCUGUACCCGUCUUCUCGAGGUCUGGUGCCCAAAUGAGAUUGGUUGGCUCCAACUGGCCGUACCACUUUUUGUGCUUAUGCUUUGGACUUACUUUCGCUUUGUGCCGUUUUGAUUUUAGUGCUGCAAUGCCUUUUCAAUGCAAUCGUCUCUUAACGAGCUCUUUAACAUAUGUAUUUCAAAAUGAGAACAAGGACAAUCCUAUUAAUACUAAUGCAAUUAUUUGUAAAGCAAAUAGUUCCUCAAAAACCACCCCCUUCUC
Molecule: messenger RNA, 2793 nt
Organism: Tigriopus californicus
Lineage: Eukaryota; Metazoa; Arthropoda; Copepoda; Harpacticoida; Harpacticidae
Product: kinesin-like protein KIF3B
Exons: 1
Coding region: 285-2570 (761 amino acids)
Biological process (GO): microtubule-based movement
Molecular function (GO): ATP binding; microtubule motor activity; microtubule binding
Source: RefSeq, a predicted model, not a curated record